Messenger RNA from Gastrolobium bilobum, 1848 nucleotides. Its product is annotated as zinc finger CCCH domain-containing protein 6. The coding region runs from base 206 to 1495 and encodes 429 amino acids. The record is from RefSeq and is a predicted model, not a curated record. The transcript is spliced from 4 exons. Gene Ontology annotation, molecular function: metal ion binding. Lineage: Eukaryota; Viridiplantae; Streptophyta; Magnoliopsida; Fabales; Fabaceae.
UAGUGUAAUUGGAUUCUAAGCAUGUGAACAGCGAAGAACUGAGAUAGAUAGGGGUGUGCGUGUGCGUGUGCGUGACGGUGUGGUGUGUGUAAUUAAACUUAUAAAUAGGUGUCUGACUAGGGUUUACUCUCUCUUUCAGACACUCUUCAAUCUUUUUUCUAUACACACAACUUACUGAAGACGUUAAUCGAUUGAUUUUCUAAAUAUGCGUGGAUUACAAAAAUCCAAAAGAGUUUCAUGGGCUUCCGAUUUAGAUCUUUGUCAGGUUAAGUUAUUCUUGUCAGAGGAAUCUCCUUCACAAGUGGGGAUAAAUUCUCAAGAUCACCUUCAAGCGAAGACAUCAUUGCUGUUGCAUGCGGGCGGAGCAGGUUCUGAUGACAUUCUGCCUCCUGGCUUUGAGGGAACUCAUGCUUCCAGUCAGUUCGAGAUUACACUGUCCCAAAUACCUGUUAUUAAGUGGAUUAAUCCGCCAAAGAUUGUGCUAAAUCUCACAUGGCAAGUGGUGGCUGGGGAAGAAAGCAAAGAGGUGGAGGAUCAACAUAAGAGGGAGAUGAGAGUUCUUGAAGCUAUUUAUCCUCGCGUAUCUUCCAUUCCUCCAAACCCCUCUGUUUCAAUGGAUGUUGAAGAUUCCCAUUUCAUUGAUGAUCAAACCGCUUUGAUACCAAUUACGCCUAUUGAAGAUGAAGAUGCGGCGGCAGAUGCAUUAUCUGAUUCCUUAGAUGUUUCACAGUCUCGUGAAUUAACCCCUGGCAUAUUGAAGGGUUCAAAUUCUGCUACAAAUAUGCAGUUAGCUCGUGGUCUAGUAUCAGAUGUAGCUGCUGCAUCUGUUGCUUUAACUAACAUAGUGAAGAGCAAUGAACAUGGAAAUUUGAUUGACCAUGAAUUACUUAAUAAUAUUCUCAACAAUCCAGAAGUGAUUGAGAAGUUGGUUAGAGAUUAUGGAGUUACUAACAAUUCACAAUAUGUACAUAAUGUGGGGUCAAUUUCGUCUUCGGUGGCUUUUUCACAUCCUCCUAUUCCUAUUAAUCAAGGUGAAACCACUACACCUUCAUCAGUUGCUUUUUCAGCUACUUCUUCCUAUACUCCCCCAACUGUAGGUCAGGUGGGACCUGUUUCUACCCAAUGGCUUCCUAGGCCUGCAGUGAGUUCAGUUAUUGUUUCUUCUCCCGUUGAGGUCCCUUCAACAAAGGAUGCUAACUACUAUAAGAGCUUAAUUCAACAACAUGGAGGAGAUAAACAAGAAACACUUGCAUACUCCAGUAAUCAUACGACCCAGCAGCCAAUAACAAACUAUGAAACAGCAUACCAUCGUAGAACAAAGGUGUCAAAACCAAAGAUAAUGAAGCCAUGUAUCUUCUUUAACAGUUCUAGAGGAUGUCGGAAUGGAGCUAAUUGUGCAUACCAGCAUGAUGCAUCAUUCCAGCCAAGAGGUGGUUCUGUGACAGGGUUACAAAAUUCAAAGAGAAUGAAAAUGGAUAAUGAGAUUAGCAGUUAAUUGAACUUUCAAUUGGCUGGUGGUGUUGGUUGCCAUACAUUUUGAUGAGGCGGACUGAAUGUCAUACUUCUUGAUAUGGUCAAGUUAGCAUUUUAUAAGUGAUUUGUGAGCCUAAUUUACUACUAGUUUUUAAUCUUACAUUUAUCAUUUUUGAAUGGAAGGCUCCACUUCAUUUUCUUUCCUUGAUUGAAAUCUGCAAAAAUUUCUGUUUUUCAUGAUCUAUCUUCAUUCAUGAUUGUAUUUCAGAAUGAGCCUUGAUGUUACAACUAAUUGCAGGUUCCAUAAGCUUGAUGAUGUAUUGAUUUUCUUUUUAUGUACUGUGACGAUAUACUUUGGAUUUUUGUACAUUUCAA